Zingiber officinale is the source of this 2274-nucleotide messenger RNA. RefSeq names its product beta-xylosidase/alpha-L-arabinofuranosidase 1-like. Gene Ontology annotation, molecular function: xylan 1,4-beta-xylosidase activity; alpha-L-arabinofuranosidase activity. Bases 400 to 2274 code for a protein of 624 amino acids. The record is from RefSeq and is a predicted model, not a curated record. Gene Ontology annotation, cellular component: plant-type cell wall. Gene Ontology annotation, biological process: arabinan catabolic process; xylan catabolic process. NCBI's taxonomy places the organism in Eukaryota, Viridiplantae, Streptophyta, Magnoliopsida, Zingiberales, Zingiberaceae. The transcript is spliced from 6 exons.
CACUCGACCUUAUUGUUAUCAGAGGGACACGUAUAUGCGCGUACCUCCGCGGUCUUUGCAUGCGACGUGGGCGCCAACCCAUCCUUGGCGGCUUUACCAUUCUGCAACGCCACCCUGGAUCCUCUCUCUCGCGCCAAGGACCUGGUGAGCCGACUCACUCUGGCGGAAAAGAUCAGUUUCAUAGGCCACAAAACCGUCGACACGCCGCGCCUCGGAAUCCCCGCCUACAACUGGUGGAGCGAGGCGCUGCACGGCGUGUCCUUUAUCGGCGGCGGCUCGCGUUUCUCGAACUUAGUCCCCGGCGCCACCAGCUUCCCCCAAGUCCUCCUCACCGCCGCCUCAUUCAAUAUCUCUCUGUUCGAAUUAAUUGGCGAGGUGGUAUCGACAGAGGCGAGAGCCAUGCACAAUGUGGGCCACGCGGGGCUCACCUUCUGGAGUCCCAACAUCAACAUCUUCAGAGACCCGCGGUGGGGAAGAGGGCAGGAGACGCCCGGCGAGGAUCCCAUCCUCACCAGCAAGUACGCCGUGGCCUUCGUCGCCGGCUUGCAGCGCAACCGACAUGACCCUCAGAAGCUCAAGGUCGCAGCUUGCUGCAAGCACUACACAGCUUAUGACGUAGACAACUGGAAAGGGGUGUCGCGUUUCACCUUCAAUGCUAUAGUGACGGAACAAGAUAUGGCAGACACGUUCCAGCCGCCAUUCAAGUACUGCGUGACCAAGGGUGCGGCAGCCUGUGCCAUGUGCUCCUACAACAAAGUCAAUGGCAAACCUACAUGCGGUGACCCGGACCUUCUCUCUGGAGUCAUCCGAGGACAAUGGAACCUUAAUGGUUAUAUUGUUUCCGAUUGCGACUCGGUGGGUGUUAUGUACAACGCUCAACGUUAUACAAAAACUCCAGAGGAAGCAGUUGCUCUCUCCCUUAAAUCAGGACUCGAUCUUAACUGUGGAACUUUCGUGGUCGAACACGCUCAAAAUGCUAUCUCACAAGGUAAGUUGUUGGAGGCUGAUGUGGACAAGGCCAUCACCAACACUUUCAAGGUGCUGAUGAGGGUCGGGUUCUUCGACGGCGAUCCCAGGAAGGAGGGUCCGUACGGCGGCCUGGGACCCAAAGACGUCUGCACGCCAUCGAACAAGCAGUUGGCUCUCGAAGCCGCUCGCCAAGGCAUCGUCCUCCUCAAGAACCAGGAUAAAAUACUACCCCUGAGCCCAGGGUCCUUAUCCAUGGCCGUGAUUGGCCCAAAUGCUAAGGCCACCUCAAAAAUGCUCGGCAAUUACAAUGGUCUUCCAUGCCUUUACGUGAGCCCUCUGGAUGGGCUAUCGGCCACUGUCAAGACCAUUUACGCACCAGGGUGCGAUUAUGUGACCUGCAACGCCACGAGCCUUCACUUGGAGCCGGCAAAGGCUGCCGCCGCCCAGGCCGACGUUACCGUCCUCGUCGUUGGCUCCGAUAACACUGUAGAAGCCGAGGGAUUGGACCGCGAAACCUUGCUAUUUCCAGGAUUACAAGGGCAACUCAUAGACGAGGUGACAGCAGCGUCGAAGGGGCCUGUGAUCCUCGUCAUGAUGUCCGGAGGUCCCUUUGAUAUCAGCGCACAGCUGGCCAAUCCCAAGAUCAAAGGUAUUCUCUGGAUAGGCCUCCCUGGUCAGUCUGGAGGACAGGCCCUUGCAGAUGUAAUCUUCGGUCGAUACAACCCUAGUGGUAAGUCGCCAUUCACAUGGUACCAUGAGAGCUUCGUGCAGAACGUUCCCAUGACGGACAUGCGCAUGAGGCCAGAUCCAGCUACUGGAUACCCUGGUCGAACUUUCCGUUUCUACACCGGAAAGCCACUUUUCAAGUUCGGUCACGGGCUCAGCUACACUAAGUUUACCCACCUCCAAGUUCAAGCCCCUCAGACACUCUCCCUCGCCCUCGGAGAAGAGCACCCAUGCUAUUCUGGAAAUUGCAACUCGAUCAGCCUCGCCUCCGCUACUAAGCGUUGCGCGGAGAUGAGCUUCGAUGUGCGGUUGCAAGUCCACAACUCCGGUGACAUGGCUGGGAGCCACACGGUGCUGCUCUUCAACAAGCCGCCGCGUCUGCACAAUGCGCCCAAGGAGCAGUUGGUGGCGUUCGAGAAGGUCUUCUUGGAGCCUGGUCAAAGGAGCAGUGUGGCGUUCAGUUUGGACGUGUGCAAGGACCUGAGCGUGGCGGAUGAGAAUGGGAAUUGGAGAGUGCCCUUGGGGUCCCACGUCCUGAGUGUAGGUGACUUGAAGCAUACCUUUUCGUUGACCGUUUAA